Rhizopus microsporus ATCC 52813 is the source of this 2235-nucleotide messenger RNA. Its product is annotated as DEAD-domain-containing protein. Lineage: Eukaryota; Fungi; Mucoromycota; Mucoromycetes; Mucorales; Rhizopodaceae. Bases 62 to 2011 code for a protein of 649 amino acids. Gene Ontology annotation, molecular function: ATP binding; nucleic acid binding. Gene Ontology annotation, cellular component: mitochondrion. The transcript has 3 exons. The record is from RefSeq and is a predicted model, not a curated record.
GAAAACUUUUUUUGUAUUUCUUUCUCUUUAAUCCAAUAGCAAACUCAGAGUUACAAUAACCAUGCUUUCUAGAUUAACGACACAAGCUAUCAGACUUUAUAGUCAACGUAACUUGGCUACCUUACCUUCUUCUUUUGUAAAUAGAUCUAGAUCAAACUUGGCACAACCUUUAUUCAAACAUACACCUGUACAUGGCUUUAAAACUAUUCCUUAUUCCCUAUUGCAUACCGUUAGCGUAAACAAGGCUAACGCUACCGAGCUAUUAAAAGAAGAGACAACGAUCGAACCCAUAGAAGAAAAGAAACGAUUCGAUAGCAUUGAUACACUCCAACUGAGCACACAAAAGGCUAUUCAAAGAAUAUUUAAAUACCAAGAAAUGUCAUCAGUUCAAGAAGCUGUAUUAUCUAGACUCCCCAACCAAGAUGAUAUGUUUGUCAAGGCCAAGACAGGUACAGGCAAGACACUCGCUUUCUUGAUUGCUGCUUUAGAGACGGCUGUUGCAGGACAAAAGCCAACACAGUGGAAGCAUUUUGAUGGCGCAUCAAUUCUGAUCAUCUCACCUACUCGUGAACUUGCCAGCCAGAUUGCGGACGAAGCUAACAAAUUGACUGCUUUUUAUCCUUUCAAAGUACAUUGUCUUGUAGGCGGUGAAAGCAAAAGAAGACAAAUCAGUAACUUGGAACGUCAACGAGCCGAUAUUAUUGUUGCCACACCCGGUCGUCUCUAUGAUAUGCUAUCAUCCGUUCCUCGCUUCAAAAAGAUGUGUCAAAACUUGAAAGUACUUGUUCUGGAUGAAGCCGAUCAACUAUUGGAUAUGGGAUUCAAGCAGGAAUUACAAAACAUCUUGACAGAGAUUCCCGAGAAGCGUCAGACCAUGCUUUUUUCUGCCACGAUCUCUCCUGAAAUUCGAAAGAACCUCGGUGACUUUGCCUUGUCCCCUGAUUACAAAUUGAUCGAUACCGUGGGUGAAAACGAAGUACAUACACAUAUGCACGUCAAGCAAGGUGCCAUCGUGGCUCCCUAUCAAAAGCAAUUUGCCCUUAUUCAUGACGCACUUAACAACAAGGAAUCAGCACAAAGCGGUAAGGUGAUUGUGUUUUUGCCUACAACUAAAGCCACCAUGCUGUAUGCCCAGAUCUUCAAAAAGCUCUUACCUGAUCGCGAUGUGUAUGAAUUGCACUCUAAAAAGACACAGUCCUCUCGAUCAACUAUUGCUCAAAGAUUCCGUAAGUCAUCCAAGGGAUCCAUCUUGUUUACCUCGGAUGUCUCUGCUCGUGGUGUCGAUUACCCUGGUGUAUCUCUUGUCGUACAAGUCGGUGUACCAUCCACAAGAGAGCAAUAUAUUCAUCGAUUGGGACGUACAGGUCGUGCCGGAAAGGAUGGCGAGGGUUUGAUAUUUUUGGCUCCCUUUGAAAAGAAGUUCUUAAAGACUGAAUUAUCAGAUCUCCCUAUUGAACAAGUGAAUACAGCAUUGGAUGAAGUUGAAGAAGAACGAUUAAAUAACGAACUUUCCAGAGUGGUGAGCUACGUGGAUCAUGAAAGUGUUAGAGAAAUGUAUACCGCAUAUUUAGGAUACUAUGCUGGCAGAUUAAGCUCAAUGGGUAUGAACCGUAGAAUAGCCGUGGAUGAAGCAAAUAACUUACUUGAUGCUCUUGGUGUUCAAGACAAGCCUCAUCUCAGUGAAAGAUUCUUGGCACAAAUCGGCAUUGGAAGCAGUAGAGAAGAUGGUGGAUUCCAGAGAAGAAAUAACUUCAGAGGAGGUAACUUUGAAAGAAAGAGCUUCAACAGAAGAGAAGAUAGCUUUGACCGAAGAAACUACAACAAGAGAGACGACGGAUUUAACAGAAGAAACAGCUUCAAAGAAGAUCGAUUUGAAAGAAAAAGCUUUUCCAGAGAAGACAGAUUCCCCAGAGAUAAUAAAUUUGAAAGAAGAAGCAGUUUUGGAGAAGAUAAGUCUCAGCGUCAACAAAAUCGAUGGAGUCAAAGGGGCAGUAGUAGAAAAUAUGAAUAAAAAAAUUAGAGCUCUUGAUACCAAGCGCAUUUCCUUAUAGAAACGUACUUUUCACAUUAGCCAUUUGUGUUCCUAUGACGAGCUUAAAAAUAUCUCUGGUCUAUCUUGUACAUUGACUUGCCAACAAAGAAAGGAUGGCGCGUUUCAGUCCAUCCCAUAUACAACAGAAUAAUAGAUCUCUAAAUAUUUGGCUAUUUUUUUGUAUCUCUAUAUAUUUAAUACAG